Paramuricea clavata is the source of this 2676-nucleotide messenger RNA. NCBI's taxonomy places the organism in Eukaryota, Metazoa, Cnidaria, Anthozoa, Malacalcyonacea, Plexauridae. The record is from the annotation of a GenBank genome assembly.
AUGAAUAUGGAGAAGAAUUUGGUAUAUCGAUUUUACCAAAAUAAGGUUAAUGAAGAUGAAAAUGAGGAACAAAUUGGUAUACCAAUUGUAUCCGGUCAGGUGACGAAGAUGGAUGAAAGUGGAGAACAAUUUGAUAUACCAAUUUUACUGGAUCAUGUGAACGAAGAUGAAAGUGGAGAUCAACUUGGUAAAACGAUUCUUCCAAAUGAAGUGAACGACGCUGAAGAGCUACUUGUCAUUGUCGACUUUCUCCUCGACACCAUCAACGUCGUUUGUCAAAUCUUCUUCCCAUUUGUCUAGAUUUUCAAAAUCUGCUUCGCCAAAAUCGUACAUUUGGCAGUGAACUUCGCGCGCAAUGUCGAAAUCUUUACGCAAUUGCUCGAUCUCUUUCUCGAAACGUCUAAAGUUUUUGUCCUCUUUUGUUAUUGCGUUGUCUAAUCUCUUUAUUGCGCGAGCUAUCCUUCCUCUAGCCUGCUUGCGUUUAUUCUUUAACUCAGAUUCAAGUGAUGAAAUUUUUGUCUAGACUUGUUUAGAUCAAAAUUUAGUCUAUAAUGCAAACGGUCCAUUGCAUCGUGACAGGAAGCACCAUUGUUGUCCUACUCGCGUAAACAUCUCACAGCUUGUCAACACAUUGUGUUCGGCUGUUCGCACUGCUUGUUCUCAGUCUGGAACAAGUUGUUAUCAUCUUGUAACAAGGUUGAUAAGCUAGCUAACUGACUCGUAACAAGUUGUUCCAACAAGUCUGAUAUCGUCUGCACGUAACAAGUUGUUAAUACGUCGAUGACAACAAGCUCGUAGCAACUGUAACGAAAAUAAUGUACUUAUUUUUCACAUUGCGAGGUCGCGUUAAUGAGUCAGAAUAGAAAUAAUUCUUAAUGCCAUAUUGCCUUCGUUAUGUUGCUUUUUCUCAUUUUUUGUGCUGCAGACAUUGCAGGUGAAUAUUAGAGGGGAUUAUUAAACGGAAAUUGAUUAGAGGGGAAUAUUGAAUAUAUUCCCCGAAAAGAACAAAGGAAACCGAGCAGGGUGAAAAAUAAGCUAAUAUAUAUAUUAUUGACUUUUUUUAGUGAUGAAGAAGUGAUACGGGGGAGGAUGUGGGUGGAAGGGUACGAUCCCCAGUUAGCGGUACUUCUGGCAAUAGGGGAAAAGGUAGGAGGGGCAGGGCCAGAAGGGGAAGGCCCAGGGCUGGAAGGGGAAGGGCCAAGGCUGGUGGGACUCCCAAUACUAGUAGUAAGUCGUAUGAUGAUGAUGCGGACACUAGGAACGACCUUCCUCCCUUUCAACCAAACCGUUCGCAGGGAAUUCAUUUUGGUAGGCAAGUCUUGCGGGGAGGUAUGACAACUGAGUUAGAGUUUUUUCGUCUCUUCUUCACCUCCGAGAUUACAAGAUCAGUUGUUGCCCACACCAACAGCUACACACAAUCUUGUAUCUGGGGGUAUACUACAUACACCACUUUGGAGAGGGCUUGGAAAGAAAUGACUGAUGACGAAAUAAAUCCUUUGAUUGCUCUUUUGAUUUAUUUUGAUCUGGUACGUGUGGACUCAGCCGUUGAAAAGUAUUGGAGCACAAAGACCCUUUAUCGGGGUCUCUGGACAAGGAAGAUACUUUCCCGUACCCGUUAUAAAGCCCUUAUGGCAUUCUUGCAUGUGGUAGAUCCCGCCGUCGAGCAGCCUGGCGAUGAAUUGCGCAAGGUCGAGGAAUUUCUUGCGGCAUUCAAAGAGCGAUGCCGUAUGUCAUACCAACCGAGCCAGAAUAUUGCUGUGGAUGAGCGUAUGAUCAAGUCAAAACAUAGAUCGGGCAUUAAGCAAUACAUAAAAAAUGAGCCUACAAAGUGAGGGAUAAAGCUACGUGUAUUGGCAGAUAGUUCGAAUGGGUAUACUAUCGAUUUCAAUGUAUAUAUAGGUAAGUCGGAGCAUGAAGAACCAUCGGGUAAUGGUCUUGGUUAUGAUGUGGUGAUGAAGUUGGUGGAUCCAUAUUUGGGGCAAGGGUAUCAUGUAUUUUUUGAUAUUUUUUUUGCAUCUCCUAAGUUAGUCCAAGAUCUGUUUUUGCAUGCGACCCAAUCAUCAGGCACAUGUAGAACUAACAGGGAGGGUUUCCCCAAAUCCAUGAGGAAUGUGAAAGUGUGGGCAAAAAAGUUGAAGCGAGGAAGCAUGCGAUGGGAACGGGAAUCAGAUGUGUUAGCCCUCCGGUAGGUUGACAACAAGCUUGCAUGUUCCCUUGCUCACAUCAAUUGAUUCCGCGAAUGACACAACGCCUGUGACGAGAAGAACAAAGACGAGAGGUGUGUAUGACAAGGUAGAAUUAGUCCAGCCCUAUGCAUUCUAUAUAUAUAUAAUCAGUACAUGAAUGCACUAGAUAGAUCAGAUCAGAUGCUUGCAUGUCAUAAUGUAUCCUGUAAGUGUUAUAGAUGGUGGAAGACUUUAUUCUACCACUUAGUAGAUAUGGCAGUUGUAAACUGUUUUCUUGCAGCAUCGUGCUAGUGAUCCGGACAAUCCAGAUUUGUAUCGCAGGUCUACUUAUAAUAUAGUUGAUUUUAGGGAGGAGUUAUUUAAACAGAUUACUGGGUUAGAGGAGUAUGAUGUACCUCCUGUGAACGAGACAGCGCGACUGCUCCUCGCCAUGAUCAGUUUUGCAUUGUCCAUAUUCCUAAAACGGCUGAGAAAAGGAAGCAUUGUGUAG